UCGUCUGCCUCACUUUUUAUCUUCCCGUAACCGCGGUGCAUUCGCCGUUCACUUCAUUCUCACCGUUGUCUUACUCGCGUCUCCGCCAAGCUCCAUUCCCCCUCUCCCAAAAUCCGCCAAGCUCUCCCGACGCCGUCGCCUUCCCAGCGUCUCUUCACCGCCUUCACAUCGUCCUCUCCUUCACCGUCGUCCUCACCUUCGAGUUGUGCCUUCCAGCGGCUGCCGUCCAAGUUCCAGCUGUCGCCUUCUAGUCAUCUCCUUCCUGCAGUCGCCAUCGGUGCCUCGUUCCGUAUUAAUCAAGAAGCACCUGUGGAUAUUUUAUAAUCAAGAAGCUCGUCUCUUCACUUUCUUCACUUUCCCAGUCGUGCACGUCGUUGCAUACUUGUCGCCAUCGUCGGUGUUGUUUCUCAGUUCCAGUCCUACAAUGAAGAUGUUUCGGGUCGAGGAGACCAAGGCUCUUCAACACACCGCAGUACAAGAACAAGAAGUUGCUGCAUUUCACCAAAUAAACAAGACCAAAAGAAAGAAAAAGAGGGCAAAAGUUAUAGAGGAAAAUGAAAACACUGAGAUCGGUACAGAGGUGAAUAACAACAACGUUUCAACGACCUCACCACCAGACGAACCUAAUUGCGUCAUAUCUAAAUUGAAAAAGAAGAAUAAGAAGCCUAUGGAAGUUGCAGAGGAAGAAGAAAAGGCAGAGAAUGAUGCAGAGGUAGUAGCAACAGGAACAUGCUUGAAUGAACCUAAUGGCUCAGAAUCAAAAUUGAAAGAUAAGAAGAAAAGAUUGUUAAAGGAAGCAGAGAAGGCGGACAAGCGAGGCGUUUGCUAUCUGAGUCGGAUCCCUCCUCACAUGGACCACGUCAAGCUUCGUCACAUUCUAUCUCAAUUCGGAGACGUACAACGCAUCUUUCUUGCCCCUGAAGAUUCUAGUGCUCCAGUCACAACUAAACGGUCACGGGGUGCACGAGACCAAGCAUAUUCAGAAGGAUGGGUUGAAUUCAAGAAUAAAAGUCUAGCAAAGAGGGUUGCCAAUAUGUUGAAUGGUGAACAAAUAGGGGGGAAGAAGAGGUCAUCAUUCUACUAUGACCUUUGGAAUAUUAAAUACCUAAGUAAAUUCAAGUGGGAUGAUCUCACUGAAGAACUAGCACUAAAGAAAGCUAUUCGGGAGCAAAAGUUAGCUUUAGAACUUUCUGCUGCCAAGAGAGAGAGGGACUUAUAUCUUUCCAAAGUUGAUAAGUCACGUGCUUUGAAUGCAAUAGAGGAGAGGCUAAAGAAGAAGCAGAAGAUUCAACAAGACUCUGGACAAGUCGCAAAAGUGAUUCGCCAUUUCCCCCAAACGAAGCCGAUAACUUAUAAUGCUAAAGAAAGUAAACAUGGACUCUCUGAUGAUAUACUGGAUGCUGUAUUUGGUGGUUCGUAAUCCAUGUGUUGAUACUUCAGCAUCAGGAGUUCAGAACCCAAAGAAUAGCACUGCCAAUUUUGUAACAUGCAUAUAGCAAUUUUCUGUAUUCAACCUUGCUUUUUUUGGUAAUAUCUAGAAGAUGUUUUUUAGUGACAGAAGGUUUUUGAAGUGGAAAAUUGAAGUAAUCUAGAAAUAUAAGUGAGUUUUUGUAUGCAAUGAAUUUUUGUUCCAUUGCUAUACGCCUUCUAACGGUUAGUUUUAGCCUUGUAGGCUAUUGACCGAAGUACGAUAUUUGGAUUCAAUUUUUUUUCCUCUAA
Arachis ipaensis is the source of this 1719-nucleotide messenger RNA. Its product is annotated as pre-rRNA-processing protein ESF2. Gene Ontology annotation, biological process: endonucleolytic cleavage in ITS1 to separate SSU-rRNA from 5.8S rRNA and LSU-rRNA from tricistronic rRNA transcript (SSU-rRNA, 5.8S rRNA, LSU-rRNA); endonucleolytic cleavage in 5'-ETS of tricistronic rRNA transcript (SSU-rRNA, 5.8S rRNA, LSU-rRNA); endonucleolytic cleavage to generate mature 5'-end of SSU-rRNA from (SSU-rRNA, 5.8S rRNA, LSU-rRNA). Gene Ontology annotation, molecular function: RNA binding. Lineage: Eukaryota; Viridiplantae; Streptophyta; Magnoliopsida; Fabales; Fabaceae. Gene Ontology annotation, cellular component: nucleolus. The record is from RefSeq and is a predicted model, not a curated record.